AUGAUACCCGACCCCAAAUAUAAAUACAACUCCCUCCGCCGCAAAAUGACCACCCUAAUCGACACCCACAUCGCAGCAGCCCUAUCCCCCGACUACGAUUUCCCCUACGACCUCUUCAUCGACGGCACCGUCAUGGGCAGAAUGCUCAAAACCACACAAAAGGACUACGACUUCGCCCUGAAGACCCUCUACAACAGGGCUACUUUUCAAACCCAAACCUUGCAGGUUUUCAAGACCUUGAGAAAGGAGGGGUUUAUAACAGAGAAUGUGCUAGAGGAUUACAUCAACGAGACCCCUUACAGUGAUGAUAUAAACGACAGCGUGCACAAUAUGAAUUUACUGCUCCGCUGCUUCGAUCUCUGGGCAUUCGAUCGGUUCAUGGAAGAGUGUGGACCUAAUGAUUUCUUCGACAACCCGAUUACAUGGCUCGCAGUCGCUAUUAUCCGGAGUCGAAUUGACUACACCAAGCUCUUCGAAUAUCUCACCGACUCAAAGAUCCUUGGAACACCAAAGUCUAAAAAUCUCACAGAUCUAAAGCAGUACAAUGAAGGUAUCUCCACGAUUACUCAUGACCCCAAGGUAGCAUCUCAGCGUGAGGGAAUGGCAAGUGGGCGUAAGAACCAGUUAUAUAGGUAUGUGCUUCCGUCGGGUGUUGGGAAGGGGAAUAUGGAGGCGAUUGAUGCUUGUUUGAGAGAGUUGGAUGGGUAUCGGGUUUUUGAUGAGGAGUAUUUUGGGGGGGGGGGGAUUGGAAGGGUGUGA
This is a messenger RNA of Aspergillus glaucus CBS 516.65, 759 nucleotides long. RefSeq lists its product as uncharacterized. The record is from RefSeq and is a predicted model, not a curated record. The transcript has a single exon. The coding region runs from base 1 to 759 and encodes 252 amino acids. Lineage: Eukaryota; Fungi; Ascomycota; Eurotiomycetes; Eurotiales; Aspergillaceae.